Molecule: messenger RNA, 3238 nt
Organism: Cladocopium goreaui
Lineage: Eukaryota; Dinophyceae; Suessiales; Symbiodiniaceae
Source: the annotation of a GenBank genome assembly
AUUCGGUGGUGCCAAGUGCAUCUGCCUCUUCCACGCAGAGAAGUUGGAAAUCUUGCAAUCUUUGACAGCCCAAACAAACUAUAGCAUUUUGCUAAAGCCAAGCAAAACAUACAAGCAUUGCUGCAUUGGCCUACAAAGUCUUCAAAUUGUGAGCUUUGCAGCUAUGAGCUCUAUGCCCGAAGACUUGGUGGACAAGUUGAACAAAUUGGUAAGCAAUGAGGAUGUGCCAGUUUUGAAAAGGGUGCAGCAAGUUUUUGAAUGCCUUCAAAAGAAUGGGUUUGGGCACAAAGCUAUGGUGAAGCCCAGAGAAACACUGACCCAUCCCAGUAACAGAGGUGGCAGCCUUCUGAAUGCAACUGAUGUCUGGGACAAGGGAAUGAGAAUGGCUGGAAUUGGAAUCCAACCUUCCAUGCUGCAAGAAGGAGGAGUGGCUUUUGAAAUCAGCACUGACCAGACUACCAAGCAGAGUCAGCUGAAAGCCAAUGAGGAAGUGGUAGCUGGCUCCAAUGGUGCCCUUGCAAAAGUGUCAAUGGAGGAGCGGUACCUCACUGUGGCCACUUCCCACACUGCUGCUUUCUGCAAAGCAGUGGAGCAAGGUUGCAAGAGUGCUGAUGGAAUGUCAGUGGAGAUGAAAUCAGAUGAUGGUUUGCACAAGAUAAUCACUGAAGGUUGGCCUAUGUUUGUGAUCAAUGAAAUGGUGGAAAGGAGCAUUCCUUCUUUGCCUGCUUGGUUGCAAAUGGCCAUGAAUUCAGUGAACAUGGGCUUCAAGCAGGUCAAUGAAAUUGAGGCUGCUGCUUUGAUGGCUGAAUUCAUCAAACAUGGGAAGACCUUGAAUGAAGCCCUGGCCCAAGUGGAGAAGACUGAUCCUCUGUGCAAGCCUCAAUUGCAUGCCAUUGCCUACUAUGUCAGCAGGUAUGGUGGAGGUAAGACAUAUGGCAGCUUGCAACUGGGUCUUGAAAUGAUGACCACCAUUGCCUACAUGGACAUGAAGGUGGGCUACAAUGAUGAGUUCUUCAAAGAGCCAGGCAAGAAGGAAGAGAUCUUGAAAUUAGAGAAUUUGGUGGGUGCUAAGCCUUUUGAAGUGGCUUUGCUGCAGCAUGACCACCUGCAAAUUGGCAAGCUGCAUCUUGGUCUUGUCUUGAAGCUGAAGUACUCCAACAUGAAGGUGGGAUCCUCCAAAGUGUUUGAGCUGGUGAAAUGUGAAGAUGAUGGCUUCACCUUUGUCCAUUCCCCUUUUUUUGGCCCCAAGGAGGAGUUGAAAGUUGCUUUCGAAGAGUUGAGCAAAUGGAAGAAACACAAAGGUGGAGCCCCAACUGCUUGCUCCAAAGACAUGCUGCAGAAGUUGCUUGUGCAUAACAGUGUGGCCUUGCAAGAUGAAAUGGCCAAGUGCACAGUGCAGAAAGUGCUGCUGGAAACAUGCCAACAACAUACAAUGGACAAUCAGACUUUGCUGUUCACCCAAAAUCCAACUGGUGCUUGGGCUGCAAAGAAUUUGAAAAAGGGAGAAUUGAAGUUGUAUCCAGCAGGCACUGUCAGCAAAUUGAAGCAAAGUCCUAAAGGAAAGCUGACUGCCUUGUACAAUGGUCAGCACUUUGCCAUUGCCUCCUUUGCCAGGGCCAAUGAUUUUGAUGAGGAGAAAGGAGUGAUGGAUCCUUUUUUCUGGGUGAAGAGCAGCAGUGAUCCUGAUGAAGUCACUAUGGUUGCAAGCACCCAGGUCAUUGACAAGGUUCAAUUGCCUCUCUUGACCAAUGCCAAAGCAUUGAAGGCUGGUGAGCAAUUGGUGGUUCUGAAGCCAUCUGAAGAAAAUCAGGAAGCUGCUGCCUCUGGCUCUGCACCCCAAGCCAAGAAAAGGCAAACUUGGGAUGUGAAAUGGAAAGAUGACAAGUGGGUCUCCUUUCCUGCUUCUAUGAUUGAAACCUUUGAAGGCAAAUCCUAUUUGAGACUGAGGCCAACAUGUUACAGCUUGGUGUCAUUGCUGAGCAAAGGUACUGCCAGCAAGAAUGCUAGCUUUGCAACUAGCCCUGAACUGGCCAAGCUGGUGGCCAUGAGGAAUGAAGCUGCUGUGAAAAAGGCAUAUGGUCAAGCUGAUGCAGAGCAGGAACAUGAUGCUGCUGCUGAGAGUGGAGCUGGAUCUGAUGAGGACAAUGCACAGCCAGCUUCUAAAAAAAGAAAGGUUCCACCUGGAGACUACACAGUGGAAAUCAAUGUAGAUGAUACAUUGAUAGAAGUGCUUCUGCAAGGGAAACGACCUGCAAGAUCAGACCUUUUGGUCUGCAUGGAGCCUGACCAAUUGGACUGUGUUUUUGGCAAGCUUGCACUGGAUGUGGAAAAGUGCCUCAAUGCAGAGAAAAGGCUGUAUAAGGGCUUCAAAGCCUUUGUAGCUUGCAAAUUCAAAGCCUUUCAGGCUUCCAAGCUCAUUGGGAUCUGGAGUGACCAUUACUACACCAAUGUGCUGUUCAGUGGCUGGAUGUGGAGAAAUGGGAAGAGGAAAGAAGACACUGAAGUGGCUCUGCUGGCCAAGGCUCAGGAUCAAAAUGUGAAGGAUACAGUGGUGGUGAACCCUGAGCUGGACCCAAGUGACUUGGAAAGGCCCUCUUCUCCAACUGAAUGUGGUGAUAAUGAAGAGGGUGAUGAUGCAGCCACUGAAGCUCCAACAAUGUUUGGAAAUGAGAUUGUGGUGGACCCCAAUGAGAUGGAGCAGAACUGGUACGCCUCAAGGAUGCAGGAGGUGGAGGAAGAGUGGGAGUGGGUGAAGGAGGAGAAGGUGCAGAAAAAUGUAGUGGAGGAGGUGAAAAAGUUAAUGAAGGAGGUGAAAAAGGAAAUGGAGGAGGAGAAAAAGGAAAUGGAUGAGGAGAAAAAGGAAAUGGAUGUAAAGAAAGUGGCACCAAGCAGAAAAAGAGUGACACCAGCAGCUCUGGCUCCCAGCAGCAAAGUGCCCAAGCUGGAGCCACUGCCACCUCCUCCUGGCCCUCCACCAAGUGGACCUAGCAGCUCAAGCACUGCUGCUAGCCCUGGUGCAAUGCCACCGCCACAAGUGCCAGCUGCAAAACAAGGAGGUGGCUGGAUGAACAAAUGUGUGGCCUUGAGUCACCUGGUCCUCAAAGGGCAAGUGCUGCAAGCACAAGAACUGGUCAAGAAGUUUGAGAAGAGCCCUCACUUCAAGAACUGUCUGGUGCAGCAUGAGGGCUUGAUGAAGAGUGAGGGGGUUGACCCAAAACGGGACUACUUGAAGAAGUAG